AUGUAUGUGUUGACGUGGGUGCUGCUGUUUGUGUGGCUGGGUGGAGGUGUGUGUGUGUGUAUGAUGGAAAACUACACCCUGCUCAUAGAGAAAAGAGGUUGUUCUCAGUGUAUCGCCGUCAACACCACCAUCUGCAGUGGCUUCUGCCACACACAGGACACCAACGUGAAGGGGCGUGUGGGUAAGAGUUACCUGAUCCAGCGUGGCUGCAUGCCCCACUCCCUGGUCUACCAUCCUGCCCGCGUGCCAGGCUGCCCGCUGCACGUCAACAACGUGCUCUACUACCCAGAGUCCCGCCGCUGCCACUGCACCCGCUGCGACGGACACGCCCACCGCUGUGUCCACAUGACCCAGGCCACACCCACCCCGUGCACCAGGAAGAGCCCUGUCACCCACAGGACCAGCUCCUCGACCCGCAGGACCUGGACAACCCCACCUGUCAAGACACACAGCGACCAGGAAACCUGACCAACUGACCGUCCACACAGCGACCUUUCACUUGGGAACCCUAUAGUCCUUAUUUACCACCUUACCUAGGCAACUGACCAUCAACAGCACCGGACUGUGAAGCAGCAACACCUCCCCAGAGAGACAGCCUACCUCUGUUCCAAAGAAUAAGACUAUAGUAGUGUUUAACUUGAAAUCUGUCUGUGGGAUCAGCCAUCAAGGACUUUGCAGCAGAAUCCCCCCCCAAACAGUUGAAAUACCUGUAUCUAAAGGGUUAUAGAGGCUACCGGCAAUCUGGCGGGCUGUAUCCUGGCUACAUUCUGAAAUCUGUUUGAUUAAAGAAACUACAGGUGAGCUCAUUUUCCGAUACUCAUGUUCAACCUAUACUGCAUAAGAACAACCCCCAAACACACGUCGAAAAGCACUCAGGAAUUGUUCAAGGAGACUGUUGUGUACGAGUCCAGAUCGGACAUCCAGAACCUUUGGUGAGAACUGAAAACAGCAGUUGCUGAUGGACACGCCUGGAACAUGGGAAGAAUUUAAGUAGUUUGAUGCUGAGAAAGUGAGCCAAAUUGGCAGUGGAAAAGUACAGCAAGCUAAAUGGCUACAAUAAGUGUUUUUGUCUCCGGUAAUCAAAAGGCGGUGGAACCAAGUAUUAGCUACUGGGUGCCAAUAAUUUAGUCUUUAAAAUUGGUUCUGCAAUGUUGAAAAUCAAAAAAGUUUUAUUUAAAUGUCAUUUUCUUGUAGAAGAAACAGAGAAGGAUGACAAUAUAUUUGACUGUCUAGAAGUUGUAGACUGUGUGAAAAAAACUUUACUAUAAAUAAAAGUCUGUGUUGAUCAUACUAUGACCUGCUAAAUCAUGAUGUUGUUUGAAGGAUGGUUUGUGAGUAUGUGAGGAAUUGUAAAGACAUUCUGUUCAGUGAUCACCACAUUUCAUGUCUUUUAGGUGUGUUUAUUAAAUAGAUCUGUAGCAGACUGCCUG
This is a messenger RNA of Salvelinus fontinalis (brook trout), 1430 nucleotides long. RefSeq names its product thyrotropin subunit beta-like. Gene Ontology annotation, molecular function: hormone activity. The record is from RefSeq and is a predicted model, not a curated record. NCBI's taxonomy places the organism in Eukaryota, Metazoa, Chordata, Actinopteri, Salmoniformes, Salmonidae. Gene Ontology annotation, cellular component: cytoplasm; extracellular region. Bases 1 to 468 code for a protein of 155 amino acids. The transcript has 2 exons. Gene Ontology annotation, biological process: G protein-coupled receptor signaling pathway.